CGGUCCUAAGAAACAUUUGAAGCGUUUAAAUGCUCCGCGAGGAUGGAUGUUGGACAAGACCGGCGGUACCUUCGCGCCGCGUCCGUCCACCGGCCCACACAAGCUGCGCGAAUCGCUGCCGCUGGUGAUUUUCCUGCGUAACCGUCUAAAGUACGCACUGACCAACAGCGAGGUCACGAAGAUCGUGAUGCAGCGUCAUGUCAAGAUUGACGGCAAAGUGCGCACCGAUCCGAACUAUCCUGCCGGUUUCAUGGAUGUGAUUAACAUCCAUAAGACUGGUGAAUACUUCCGGCUCAUCUACGACGUGAAGGGUCGCUUCACGGUACAUCGCAUUACCAGCGAAGAAGCCAAGUACAAGCUGCUGAAGGUGAAGCGCGUCCAGAUUGGUCCGAAGCGUGUGCCGUACUUGUUGACGCACGAUGGUCGCACCAUCCGCUACCCAGACCCAGCCAUUCACCAGAACGACUCGAUCCAGUACGACAUUGCCACCGGCAAGGUGCUGGACGUGCUAAAGUUCGAACCGGGCAACCUGUGCAUGAUCACGGGCGGAAGAAAUUUGGGUCGUUGCGGCACGGUGAUCCUGCGCGAGAAGCACCCGGGAUCGUUCGAGAUUGUGCACGUGAAGGAUACGACCGGACAUGUGUUCGCGACGCGUCUUUCGAACGUAUUCAUCAUCGGCAAGGGCACGAAGGCGUACAUCUCGCUGCCGAAGGGCAAGGGUGUGAAGCUGACCAUUGCAGAGGAGCGUGACCGACGACUGGCCAACAAGGCUGCCCAGUAAGAAGCCGCAGCUCAUCGGUAAUCU
Molecule: messenger RNA, 805 nt
Organism: Anopheles marshallii
Lineage: Eukaryota; Metazoa; Arthropoda; Insecta; Diptera; Culicidae
Gene: RpS4
Product: 40S ribosomal protein S4
Exons: 2
Coding region: 47-781 (244 amino acids)
Biological process (GO): translation
Cellular component (GO): cytosolic small ribosomal subunit; ribosome
Molecular function (GO): structural constituent of ribosome; RNA binding
Source: RefSeq, a predicted model, not a curated record